UUUCGACCAAAGAUCUACUUUUUGAUCAACCAAAAACUCAUGACGUGCAAGCCCGAUCCUAAAUAAAACCAAGCGGCCCUCCCCUUAUGAGCCUUCAUCUAAAGAAGCAUCAUACAAAGCUUCCUGCUCAACUUCCUCUAGCAGGACUUGAAGCUCACCGAGGCUCUCUGCAGGAUUCCACAUGCGCAAACAAGAGGCUUUAAUAAACAACCUUGAUAGGAACAAGCGCUCCAUUGAUGCCGGUGCAAUUGACUGAAUCAUCUGGCUGACAUCUUCGAUCAUUUUGCCGGACACCCAAUCUACCCAGGAAUCCCCAGCUUGAGGAUAACUGCUUUAAGUAAUCACGACCAGGUCACAAUGAGGAGAAGAGAAGGAAUCCUCUGCAAGCAAGAAUCCACACCUUGCCUUGGGAGAGCGGAGAUGCCACGGCUCUUCCCAAAAAUGUCCAUGAGCGAAGUGGAUGAGAAGGUGCGUCUGCUGGCCGAAAAGGUCUACGCUUCAGCCUUGAAGGAGGAGGAUACCAAGGACGCCAUGGCCCUGUUUACCGUACCCGAGCACUGUCCCAUUGGCCUGCGGGAGCACCGUGAGCGCACCCUACAAAAAGAGUUGGCCGAGCAGCGGUCCAAGGAGACAGUCAAGAGGAAGAAGAACUUUAUGAUGAAGCGUUCCCAGUCGCUGUCCCUGCAGAUUCCCACCGGAGACUGCGGCUUGUUGGCACCCUCGCCCGUGAUGUCCCCAACCACACCCGAACCCGUUUUUUCAGAGAGCUUCCCCGACUUCCAGAGAGUGACAAUCAGUGGAGACUACUGCGCCGGGGUCACUGUCGAUGAUUAUGAGCAGGCAGCCAAGAGCCUCCUCAGAGCUCUGGUGAUCAGGGAAAAGUACUCCCGGUUGGCUUACCACCGGUUUCCCAGGAUCAUUGCCCGGUUCCUCCGAAACACAGAGGGGGAGAAGUGGCGAGAGGAGGACGAGGUCUUGCCAGACAUCUGGCCGUUCCCCCGCAAAGACGAGGACCCAUACUCUACGGAGAGCAUUCCCGAGAACUUGGACUACGAGUUGCAGAUGAAGGACGGCAUCGUUCAUGUUUACAACAGCGCAGAGGCCCUGAAACAGCAGCAGCCUCGCAGGCUCCCUUACCCGGACCUGGAGACCUUUGCCAUCGACCUGAGCCACGUGCUGGCCAUGAUUGCUGAUGGCCCCACGAAGACGUACUGCCACAAACGAUUGAACUUUUUGUCCUCCAAAUUUUACCUUCAUGAAAUGCUGAAUGAAAUGGCCGAGCUCAAGGAGCUGAAGAGCGUUUCGCACAGGGAUUUUUACAACGUCAGAAAGGUGGACACGCACAUACACGCUGCUGGCUGCAUGAACCAAAAGCACCUGCUGAAGUUCAUCAAGACCACAUACCAGACGGAGAAAAGCCGCGUGGUCCUGGAGAAGGGCGGCCAGAGGUACACGCUGGAGCAGGUCUUCAAAAGCCUCCACAUGGACCCCUACGACCUUACAGUGGAUUCACUGGACGUGCAUGCUGGAAGACAAACAUUCCAUCGCUUUGACAAAUUCAACUCCAAGUACAACCCAGUGGGAGCCAGUGAACUGCGAGAGAUUUACCUCAAGACCGACAACUACAUCGAGGGAGAGUACUUUGCACGUCUCAUCAAGGAAGUGGCAAAGGAGCUGGAGGAGAGCAAGUACCAACACGCCGAGCCUCGUCUGUCGAUUUACGGACGAUCCGCCAGCGAAUGGGUGCGCCUUGCCACCUGGUUUAUUCAGCACAGAGUCCAUUCGCCAAACCUGAGAUGGAUGAUCCAGGUCCCUCGGAUCUAUGACAUUUUCAGGUCAAAGAAGUUGAUACCAAACUUCGCCAAGAUGCUGGAGAACAUCUUCAUCCCCAUCUUUGAGGCCACAGUCAACCCGCAGAAGCACCCGGCGCUUCACGUUUUCUUAAAAUAUGUGACAGGAUUUGACAGUGUGGAUGAUGAGUCCAAACAUAGUGACCACUUGUUCUCCUAUCAAAGUCCGAAGCCUGAGUCAUGGACGGCAGACGAUAACCCGCCGUACACCUACUACCUGUUCUAUAUGUACGCCAACAUCAUGGUGCUGAGCAACCUGCGCAAGGAACGUGGGUUGAACACCUUCCAGUUCCGUCCUCACUGCGGCGAGGCCGGCUCCAUCACUCAUCUGGUGUCUGCUUUUCUAACGGCGGACAACAUCUCCCACGGCCUCAACCUGAAGAAGAGUCCGGUCUUGCAGUACCUCUACUACCUGGCCCAGGUCCCGAUUGCCAUGUCGCCACUGAGCAACAACAGCCUAUUCUUACAGUACUCCAAAAACCCACUCAGGGAGUUUUUCCAGAAGGGCCUGUCUGUGUCUCUGUCCACCGACGACCCCAUGCAGUUCCACUACACAAAGGAAGCGUUGAUGGAGGAGUACGCCAUCGCAGCACAGCUCUGGAAACUCAGCACUUGUGACUUGUGCGAGAUUGCCAGAAACAGCGUGCUGCAAAGCGGCCUGUCGCACCAGGAGAAGAAACACUUCCUGGGCUACAACUACCUACAGGACGGCCCCGAGGGCAACGACAUCGGACGCACAAACGUGGCGCAAAUCCGCGUGGCGUACCGCCACGAGACGUUGUGCAAUGAACUCAGCUUUUUGGUGGACGCCGUAAAGGCGGACGCGACCAUUCCAGCGGUGGAGUGACUUGAGUUUGAAAGUGUUUUACACAUUUUGCUGUAAUUCAUCUUUGAAUCGAUGCUGGUUUAGACAAAUGUAAUGACUUUUUACAUUAAAAAAAUGCACCUUCAACAACCCUUGUGAGGUUCACUGGAUCGGAAAAUGGAUGGAUGGAUAAAAUACUCACAUUACAGCAGUUCUAGGAAACCAAAGAAAAUCCCAACAUAUGAUCUCAUUUAUUUAAUAUAGGCCUAUAAUAUUACACAUCAGUCAUCUUAUGUUCUUAAAUGACUUAGAAACUGAAAAGAGCUGGUCAAACAACGUAGUACACCGAGAGAAUGAAUAUAUAUAUUUUUUGUAACACUGGGAAAAAUACUGCUACAAUCAAUCCACGUGAUUAUGUUAACACUUCUGUAUGGAUGUUUAGUGUUAUGAUUCCACCUAACGGCCAAAUAAAGCAUUGCUUU
This is a messenger RNA of Hippocampus zosterae (dwarf seahorse), 3137 nucleotides long. It is a transcript of the gene ampd3b, whose product is annotated as adenosine monophosphate deaminase 3b. The coding region runs from base 358 to 2697 and encodes 779 amino acids. Gene Ontology annotation, molecular function: AMP deaminase activity. The record is from RefSeq and is a predicted model, not a curated record. The transcript has 18 exons. Gene Ontology annotation, cellular component: cytosol. Lineage: Eukaryota; Metazoa; Chordata; Actinopteri; Syngnathiformes; Syngnathidae. Gene Ontology annotation, biological process: AMP metabolic process; IMP salvage.